AUGGCUGCUGCAGAAGAAGUUCUGAAUCUGUUUGAUGUCUACUGGUUUGAAUUCGGAAUCUUCUCUGCAAAACCAGAGCCCUCUUCUUCUUCUUCUCCUUCUUCUUCAACCUUUGGACUAAAAUACCCAGUUGCAGAAAUCCAUGAAAAAGUUGAAGAACCAAAGCUCUCUCGCCUCCAAACCCUCCAUGUUAGAUCUCUCAGUGACCAUUGUCUCAGCUCAAGAGAUAGCUCAAACUCUCCAGACUCGGUCCUCCAGAUGCCAAAGCUCCAAACCAUACUUUCAGGCAAACAAGUUGAAGACUUCUCUGGGCCAAGAUCAACAGCCAUAGGAGGAGGAGGAGAAGAAGAGAGCAAGAACAGAGUGAAUGGAAGAAGAAGAAGAAAAAGAAGAACAACAAAGGGUAGUAGUAGGAGCCUGUCAGAGCUUGAAUUUGAGGAGCUAAAAGGGUUCAUGGAUCUGGGUUUUGUGUUCUCUGAAGAGGAUAAGAACUCAAGCCUGGGGUCCAUCAUUCCUGGGCUCCAAAGAUUGGGAAGGAAAGUUGAAGAAGUAAAGGUUGAAGUUGGUGACUUUGUUGCAGUUUCAAGGCCUUAUCUUUCAGAAGCAUGGGAAGUUUUGGAUCAGCCAAAGAUGGAGAACAGUAUUCCACUGCUGAACUGGAGAAUUGGAGCUCUUGGUAAUGAAGUGGACAUGAAAGAUCAUCUCAGAACUUGGGCUCAUACUGUGGCAUCUACUGUAAGAUGA
Messenger RNA from Diospyros lotus (date-plum), 744 nucleotides. RefSeq lists its product as uncharacterized. Lineage: Eukaryota; Viridiplantae; Streptophyta; Magnoliopsida; Ericales; Ebenaceae. The record is from RefSeq and is a predicted model, not a curated record. Bases 1 to 744 code for a protein of 247 amino acids. The transcript has a single exon.